CACAUUACUCUAUAAAGGCAACUAACGGACACAAAAGAAACAGUCCAUAUUCGUGCUCCGCCGAUGAUGUUAAUUAUUUACGCGGAGAUCACAUCGCCUUACGUGUUGUAGAUUACACAACGCUUGCGAUGACACAAAGUGAACCCUGUAAAGUGUCCCCAUUAUUUUGAAAGUUCCCUCCGUUUUUUGACCGCGCACGCGCAAAUACCUGUCCGUGAUUGGUCGUGAAAACGAAAGCCUUCAACAAUGAGUGUUAUUCAAAACAGUGUGACUGUCAGUGUCAGUCGCGCGGCGUGCAAUAGCAAAGGGAGCAUGAUUGUCGUGUCGAAUAGACUGCCUUUUAUUUUGAAGAGAAAUGUGAAAACCGGUGAAUUAGAGAGAAAGGCCAGCGCCGGCGGUCUGGUGACCGCUGUGGCGCCGGUGGUGAUCCGGGGCAACGGUAUCUGGGUGGGCUGGCCCGGGAUACACCUGGACAACCCCAACGAGAAGAUCCCGGAGUCAGACCCUGACGACAAGACGCCCACCGCUGGCCUACUCUCCAGUAAGAUAGUUGCCAUUCAUGCCGAGCCAAAACUAUUCGACAGUUAUUACAAUGGCUGCUGCAAUGGUACUUUCUGGCCUCUGUUCCACUCCAUGCCAGACCGGGCGACGUUCAUCGUUGAACAAUGGCAAGCGUACGUCAAAAUCAAUGAGGAAUUCGCCGUAAAGACUGUCCACGCCCUGAAAUUACUGAAGACAAGAAAAGAAAAGAAUGGGAAUUCGCCGCCGAUUAUUUGGGUGCACGAUUAUCAUCUCAUGUUGGCUGCCAAUUGGAUCAGAGAACGUGCGGAAGAAGAUGAGAUAAAAUGCAAAUUAGCUUUCUUCUUACAUAUACCGUUCCCGCCUUGGGAUAUAUUCCGGUUACUUCCUUGGUCAGACGAAGUUUUGCAGGGAAUUUUAGGUUGCGACAUGGUUGGUUUCCAUAUAACAGAUUAUUGCUUAAACUUCAUCGACUGUUGCCAAAGGAGCUUGGGUUGCCGUGUUGAUAGAAAGAAUCUUCUGGUAGAAUUGGGCGGCAGAACGAUUUGUGUGCGACCGUUACCCAUAGGCGUGCCCUUCGAUAGAUUCGUGACAUUGGCGCAAAAUGCUAAACCAGUACUUAAUAUGACUCAACAAGUAAUACUUGGAGUUGAUAGGCUAGAUUAUACCAAAGGAUUAGUUCACAGACUGAAAUCAUUCGAGAGGCUAUUAGAAAAGCAUCCAGAGCAUAUAGAAAAGGUUGUAUUGUUGCAAAUAUCAGUUCCAUCAAGAACAGACGUAAAGGAAUAUCAGGAUUUGAAGGAAGAAAUGGACCAGUUAGUUGGGCGAAUAAAUGGGAGAUUUACGACGCCAAACUGGUCACCAAUUAGAUACAUUUAUGGGUGCAUCGGCCAAGAACAGCUUGCAGCGUUCUACCGCGACGCUGCAGUGGCCCUGGUGACGCCGCUAAGAGACGGAAUGAAUCUAGUCGCGAAAGAAUUUGUAGCUUGUCAGAUAAACAAGCCUCCAGGAGUACUUAUAGUCUCUCCAUUUGCUGGGGCUGGGGAGAUGAUGCACGAGGCACUGAUAUGCAAUCCUUAUGAGCUCGAUGAUUGUGCUGAAGUUAUUCAUAGGGCACUAAUAAUGCCAGAAGACGAGCGUACAGUGCGCAUGAACCACCUCAGGCGGCGAGAGCAACUGAACGACGUGGACAGCUGGAUGAAAGCGUUCCUCAAAGCCAUGGACUCGCUGGAGGAGGAUUCCGAUGACAUAGGAGCCACGUCCAUGCAACCUGUCACUAUCGAUGACUUCGAUGAAUAUUUGUCCAAGUACAUCGGCUACACACAGAAACUAGCUCUGUUACUAGAUUACGACGGAACUUUGGCUCCAAUCGCUCCGCACCCCGACCUGGCCACUCUACCGCUCGAGACAAAGCACACUCUGCAGCGUCUCUCUAACAUGUCGGAUGUCUAUAUCGCCAUCAUUUCCGGAAGAAACGUGAACAAUGUUAAAGAAAUGGUGGGUAUAGAGGGCAUCACUUACGCCGGCAACCAUGGUUUGGAGAUCUUACACCCCGACGGCAGCAAGUUCGUGCACCCCAUGCCUAUGGAACUACAAGACAAAGUCGUGCAUCUGCUCAAAGCUUUACAAGAACAAGUUUGCAAAGACGGUGCCUGGGUAGAGAACAAGGGCGCUCUCUUAACGUUCCACUUCAGAGAGACGCCGGUGGCGAAGCGAGCAGCGCUGGCCGAAGUGGCGAGGCAACUCAUCACGGACGCGGGCUUCGAGGCUGCCCCGGCGCAUUGUGCUAUUGAGGCGAGGCCGCCAGUGGAAUGGAAUAAAGGUCGUGCAUCUAUCUACAUCCUUAGAACAGCGUUCGGUUUGGACUGGAGCGAACGAAUUAGAAUCAUUUAUGCUGGUGAUGACGUCACGGAUGAAGACGCCAUGUUGGCCCUCCAAGGGUUGGCAGCCACAUUCCGCAUAGCAUCAUCAACGAUCACGAAAACAUCAGCUGAACGACGUCUUUCCUCAACCGAUUCAGUGCUGGCUAUGCUGAAGUGGGUGGAAAGGCAUUUCUCUCGACGUAAACCCAGAGCAAACUCCCUGACGUACAAAGGGGCUAAGAUAGCUCGGGAUAGUCUUCAUAUGCAAAUGUCAUAUCACCUACCCACCAGGUCUCCAAAGCAAACCCCUCCUCGCACGCCUGAAGUAAUUUCUAGCGGUUCCGAAUCGAGUUAGACGAAAUGCUAAUUCGAUGUAGGUAUACCCAGACCAAUUACCUUCUGUAGGACCUGCUUUGCUAGAGAAUGACCUUGUUCACACAAACUGCAUCUAUAGGAAUCGAUGUUUCAUUGUAUUAAAAUUACACGUGUGUGUAUUAUUACGAUUUAAAAUUUAUAGUUGUGUGUAGUGUAAGGACACAGGAUAUAUUUUUUGGUGUUAAAUAUUUUCGAUGUGUGAGUUUACCUUGUCCCCGUCAAAAAAACAACAGACAAUUUUGGUAUGAAUUUGAGUGUGACAAGUCCAAUUAGAAGAUGAUUGGUCUGAGGAUAUAUGUGGUGUUUAUCUCAUGUAGUUGUAAUUUAUUCGUUCCUGAAUUGACUAGUACCUUUGGAUAUAUAUAAAUAUUAAUCAAUGUUAUUUUGCACUAAAAUUUUCAUACUCUAAAUAUUCAUACAACAAUUUAUGUAGAUAAGCGAAAUAAUCGGGCUAUGAAAGUAUUUAUCGAUUUAUAUUAAAUUACAAUUCCUUUAAUACGCUUGUUUUGACUAUUAGGAGAACAAAGAAAAAUAUUUUGGUACUUAAAUUCUUUAGCAAACAUUUUUUUACAGAAUUCAGACUAAAUGGGUAUUUUUUAUGUACAUGUAUAGAGUAAAGAAGCAUGCUUGAGUAGGACAUUAUUGUCUCAAUGUGAUAGUGUAGUGAUAACUUUAUUUUUAGGCUUCGUAAUUAUUUAAGUUAUAAUCUAGUAAUUUAUAUGAUGUACGGUUCUCAGUCCGCUACUUCUGUAAUUAUUUUAAAACUGUUAUUUAGAGAAGAUUUGCGAAACAGUAGAGACGUGUCGUUCCAUACAAAACGGUCAUUAAACCGCCUUUUUCUAGACAAAAGGAGUUUGAAAUAACUGACCGCUAACGUUUUGAAAAAGUUACAAAGAAAAGGUGUGAUGUAACCAUAGCUGGGCACCGUUAAUCAAAUAGUUAACUUCGUUAAUCGUUAGUCCGCUACAAAAAAGGUUAGCUUCGUUAAACGUUAAAGCGUUACAUGUCGGAAGAAUUAACGCAAGUUAACGUUAAUCGUUAAUCCGUUAAUAUGACUGGUUAAUAUUGCAUUUUUAUAUCAUUGUGUGAGAUCCCCAUUGCAAAAAUAAAGGUGAGCACUGGGGAAAAAUGCCAUAAUUUGUUUUUAGUUGAUUUUUUCUAUAAUUUUAACAUAAAUAUAGUAAUUUGUUGAUUUCUUUGAAAAAAAAUCUUUCAUAAUUUCUUACUUGUCUAAACCUGUUAAUCACGUCGCGCGAUAAAUAGAAAGCAUUGGAUUAACGAUUAACGGACUUCUGCACAUUAACGGAAGUUAACGGGUCCGUUAACAUUUUUAAAAGUUAACUUAAAAGUUAAUCCGUUAAUCAAAAUGUUAACUUCGUUAAUUAACGAUUAACGGAUUAACGAGUUAAUGCCCAGCUAUGGAUGUAACUUGAUGCUGAUCGUACCGCACCUACAUAUUAAUCAAUCAAUAUAUUACAUUAUACAGGAUGCUCGGGAGUAUUUCCCAUAACUCUAGGGUUAUAUUCUUUAAGGAAAAUUAAUUUAAAAUGUCUAAGGAACAUGUGUUCUAAAAUGAAUAUUAUUGGAGUAUAAAAUAUUUCUUUUGUACAUAGAUCUUAAAUUCUUUCCCUUAUACGCAUCCUAAUAAUUAUGACGUAGUCAAAAUUAAAAUUUUAUUUUUAUAGGAUAGACAGAAUUAUUUGAAUUACUAUGUAUGAAAACAUAAAACGUUUUUAUUUUUUAGUUAAAAAAAUAUUAUUUAUGCGGUUCGGCUCCUGUAAGUGGACCCGUCAACACAUUGAAGUUAUGGGAAAUACUCCCCAGCACCCUGUAUAUUUAUUGUAUGGGACCUGUCAAAAAUAAAAUACUUAAACAAAUAAUAAGAUAGUGAUAAUUCAGAAAAAAUCAAAUAUCCCAUUUUUUUCUAGCAAAAAUAAGUACAAUAAGCCAUUAUAUAACUUUUUUCUAUACCAAGACAGACCUAAAAGUAAGAGUCGUUUUUGCCAAAAACUGACAACUGACUUACUAAAUGCAAAAUAGGUAUUUUGCCAAAAACUGACUGCUGGGCUGAGUGUACGUACAUAUUGUAGAGUGUAUCUCUAGAGAGAAGUAUUUAGAUUUUAGAGUAUUCAUUUUUGCACUGAGAUAAAUUUAACUUUGCAAGGAUUGGGCAAAAAAAAUAGUGUUUUAGUAAGUGUAAAUAGAAACAUGCAUAAUUCACCUAUUUGUAAGAAUUAUUUAUGAUGUAAACAACUUUAGAUUUUAAAUAAUCCAUUAAAGUACUCAUUAAAUAUUUCAAUGAUUGAUCUGUGCACAUAAUAGACGCCAAUUUUGAUGCACGUUGAAAUAAAUUUAAUUAAAAAAUGUAACCGUCCUUUUCUGUACUGUUCAUUCAGAAAAGGAUGGCAAUAUUUUUUGACCUGUCAAAUAUGUGCUGGGCGUAAAGUGUAGUGUGUAGUGUGUAGUGUAGUGUGAUUUUUAAUAUUUAUUUAUAAUUAAAAACCCAUUAGAUUGUUGGAAAUGAGUUGAUGUCAGUUUUUUUGAUCACAUAAUCAAUGAAAUGUAGAUGUAGUGCAGCUUUGCCAGACGUCCCGAUUUUUCAAAAUCAAAUUUAAAUUUUCGUGCGGGACAGGCUCGGUCCCGCUUUUUGGGAAUGACUCGAUCGUGUGUGCAGAGUACUAAGAAAGCGCGGGAGGGUGGCACACUUACUUCUCAGACUAUCGUUUGAAACGCCAUAUUAUUCUAAUUAAAAAAAAAAUAACUCUCUCUGUUUUUUUUUAUUCAGAAGAAAAGUGGGUCUGGUCUGAUUUAAAAUAUAAUAUUUUUUAUUAAAAUGGACAUUUUUACUAUCUACUGUCACCUAAACGUAAUUUGAACUCAAAUAAAAAGAUAAAUUUUCAAAAACUUUUGAUUAUAUAGGUUUUACGACGCUUUCGGCGAAAGUGUGAAAAAAGUUCCUAAAUCCUGACUUAGCAUCGAGAAAUCUGGCAACACUGCUGUAGUGAUAGUAUUAGUAAAUAAAAUGACAAUCUACAGACGUUUUUGAUAACCUCUUUAACUUAUCUAUA
This is a messenger RNA of Bicyclus anynana (squinting bush brown), 5824 nucleotides long. RefSeq lists its product as uncharacterized. The transcript has 11 exons. Bases 247 to 2736 code for a protein of 829 amino acids. Lineage: Eukaryota; Metazoa; Arthropoda; Insecta; Lepidoptera; Nymphalidae. Gene Ontology annotation, biological process: trehalose biosynthetic process. The record is from RefSeq and is a predicted model, not a curated record. Gene Ontology annotation, molecular function: catalytic activity. Gene Ontology annotation, cellular component: cytosol; alpha,alpha-trehalose-phosphate synthase complex (UDP-forming).